UUGCGCGCGCAGGUAUUCGUAAUAUGGCCGAUUGUAUACGACAGAAAACAGUUUGAAAACUUUUUUAAUAAAUGAAAAUAAAAUUUAAUGUAAUCUAAAAAUAUUUGUAUUAAAAUAAGUGAAAUAUUAUUUAAUAAUUAUCAGUUUGUGUAAGCGGAACUUUGUGAUGGUGUGGUGAAAGUUACAAUUGUGAGAAAUAAGAAAAUGUGUGACGUUUUUUGCUACAUUUAACAUACUUUUGAUUUGUUUUUUAAAAUCAUUUAUUUACCAUUGCUAAAAUAACACACACAAAUGUAACAGCGAAUGAACGUGGAUGCACAUGACAGAUGUGUCAAACUCGCGUUUGACAGUUAAAGCAAGAUGGCCGCUGGGAAAUGGCGGGCGCGGGGCGGGAUUGGCGCGGUUUUGUUCGCUAUACUUAUACAGGUUAUAAAUGGUUACGAAGAGAUCUACACCAUAUCGCAGUUGUCACCUAAAUCAGCAUCAGACGAGAGAUCACACCAAGAUGUCGUCCGAACACAAGUAGAGAACAUUGCAUUUAGAAUAGAACCUAGUGCUAAGUACGAUGACCAAUUGGAUUUCACGCCUGAAAACAUCAUCGAUGAUGAAGAGAAAGAAAACAAUAUUGUUCUAGAAAGAUCGAUCGAACCUAGUAGAGGUUCAAGGUCAAUAAACGUUGAAGAGAUACCAUCAACGAACAACAACGAAAUCGACAACGAAAUACAAUCGCACAAUAAGAGAAAGUACUACGAAAUAUUACCAACGAAAACUAUAGAUUACUACAGGGAUGAUGGAGCCAUGCUUCUAUCAUCCGGCUUCGGCGAUAAAUUAGACUUUAAGUUUCCGGGGGAAGGCAAGAGGGCUCCGAAGGGGCGUGCACUAGCACCGUCGGAGCCCAAAAUUCGGGCGAGUGCAGUGCAACCUAUCUUCGCGACAGCCACCCUUAAAGAACAGGGCAGACAAAACACGGAAAUACAAAACAUAAUAACUGGUAUAGUCAAGCUUUUGAACGGUAAUGUGAACGUUCAAGCGAAUUCACAGCUACUAAAUGGACGGCCUCGACCAAUGGCGUCUAGGAUAAACAACCGUGGUCCGCCUCGCAUAUCUGACGUGCCUCCCAUGCCAGAUUUCGAUAAACCCAUCACGCCACCCUCCCAUUCUUUCAUCCCAACCAAAACACCUCCUCCCUAUCCUUUCGAUCGACCUCAUGGUGUCAAUUUACCAGAUCAAAUUGGUCCACCCAUGAAUCGACCCUUCCACAGACCAAUACCACCUUGGCAGAGACGGCCACGACCUCCGAAUAGACGUCCGAACCCUGGAGUUCCAAUGUACAAGCCCACUCUACCUCCACUCCCUGAUAUACCAGAUAUAGAUGAGAAAGAAGAAAUAGCAAGCGAAAAUGAGAGUAAUUUAGAAAAUAAAAUACACCACGAUGAAUUUUUACCACAUAUACCCGUAGAAACAACAACAGAACUGAAAAAUGUAACAGAAGUAAGUGAAAACGAGCCAACAACUGAAACAACAACCACUUCAACAACAACAACAACAGAAUCGACGACAACAAGCACAGAAGCAACAACAAAAACAACAGAAAAAGUAACAGAGACAACUCAGAAAGCGACAACAGAAAAGCAAACGGAACCAACUACAAAAACAACAGAAAGAACAACGCCAACAACACCAAGAACAACAGAGAAAACUGAAACAACAGUUAAAACAACGGAGAAACCGAAGACAGAGAAGCCAAAAGAUAAGAAAAAAGAUACAUUCGAUAAGGAAAAGAAAGAUAAAUUCAAAUUGAAUGAGGUUACGGAGAAACCGAUCAAAAAUGAAACUAUAAUAGAUUUAAUAGAGCCUUCUAUGAGUGAAGUUACGCCAGGCUUUAUAGUCCCCACUCCGACUGAAACUUUGGGGGGUAGUACGGCCUCUGAGUCGUCAAUUUCUGUAGCUAUAGAGAAAACAUCGAUCAAUACACAACCUAUACCAACGUCCCCCUCCAUACCGUACUCUCCAUACCGCCCGCGACCAGGCAUAGUACUAGACGAUACCGACUUCAAACCGCACGGUACAAGGUUCAGACCGGAAGCGUCUGUGAUCACUGCCGACACACGCUUGCCCGGGUAUGGGGAGAUAUUCGAUGUCACUGUGUCUGCUAUACAAGGGCCGGGGGAGAAAGGGGGGGCAGUGCACAUAGAAAACAUAAACAUAAACGAACACCACGACGACAUAAUCGUAUCACCGUCCGGGGAACAGGGAUUCGUCUCAAUAGAUGGAAAACGGACUUAUCUCAAUUUAUUCGAUACUACGAGCAGUAUAAGUCCUACCAGAGUGCAGACACCGGUACAUACUACGCCCGCACAACUACCCCCAAGCCCCUCUAUAGGCACAGGGGUGGCUAUACCAACAGAUGACGUCCCAACCCCCCCUCGGCCCCUAGCUAGGCCCCAUAGACCCCAGCAAGCGUAUAGACGACCACAACCUACAGUACGGAUUGACACUUGCAUAGUGGGAGAUGAUUCGACGUGCGAUCAGGCACAAAAUGAAAAAUGUAGGACUGAAGCUGGUAUAUCAAGCUGUCAAUGCAGACCAGGUUAUGCAAGACGGACCCACCGCGAUCCGUGCAGACGAGUCGUGUCGUUAUUAUUGAACCUGAGGGUGGACAGAUUGUAUGAUAGGAAGGUUGCAUGGGACGUCAAGUUGAUGGAUAAAGAUUCAGAUCCAUAUCACCAAUUAAGUUAUGAAGCUGUUAGAGCAAUAGACUCGGCGUUCUCAAUGACGCCAUUUUCCGAUGAUUUCGUGUCCGGUUCUGUCAACUCUAUCCACCAUGGGGAUGAAAACAAUAAGGGGGUGUUCGUCAACUAUACUGUGUUGAUGCAAGAAACUCCGGAAACGUUACGUAGCUCCGUAGCGACGGACAUACAGAAACACUUGCUGGGCGUGAUCAGACGUCGCUCCAACAACGUGGGCGCUUCUGCACUGUGGGUCGACUCGCCCGCGGGCAGUGUGCUGCCUUUGUCAGAUGUCGAUGAGUGUACUUCCCCAGAUUUAAAUGACUGUCACAAGCUAGCAACUUGCACUAAUACUUGGGGAGCUUUUAAAUGUUCCUGCCCAGACACAACACUAGACACGGGCACAACACUAGCUAGAGCGGGCCGAGACUGCAAACAGUGCAGCUCGGCGCACUGCAGUGAGCGCGGCGUGUGCAAGUAUAACAACGGACAGCCCUACUGUAGCUGUACAAGCGGAUACUACGGGUCCACUUGCGAAGUUGACGGCGAGGUUGUGGGCGUGGCUGUGGGCGCUUCGCUCGCGGCUGCGCUCGUCAUAGCGCUCACACUCGCAGCUCUAACCGCUUGGAGUCGGAAAUGGAACCGCGAACAAAAAGCAAUGGGCAUGGGUUCACCAGUGUUCAACUAUAUGGCAGCUAAUACUGUGAAAACUCCACCCGUUGGACAACCGCCUUAUCAGGUGACUUUAGAAGAAAGAAUGCGUUGGGCGCAAAUAGCUGAAGCAAUGGCGCAGGCGAAUCAUUAUGCUCAACCGGAACCAGCUCAAAUGGCGACAAGACCGUCUUCGGCUAUGUUCGGAUAUCCCACACUACCUCCUGUACCGUUACCUAGGAUGGGUCUGCACGGCCCACACACAGGAACACUGAACACGAUGAACUCGAGAGCUAAUUCUCAUCAUAAUUUGUAUGGAUAUACAAGCCACUUAGCAGCAGAUUCAACAAGUUCUGAAGCAUCCAGCCAUGUGCAAGACAGAGCUGAUCUUUUGGUACCUAGACCUAAAUCUAGGGCAAGGAGUAUGCAUAAUCAAACGGGUAUUUACUACGACGUUGACUACGAAAAUGCGCCAGAGCCGAUCUAUGGGUCAAAAGGAAUACCUCUCUCCACUUACACUGUUAGCCGAGGACCUCCGUUUUAUAGAUCAUGAUCUAUCAGAAUGAUCUAUAGAUCGCAAUGAUUUAUAUUUACAACAGAAUUAUAACACAGCCAUUAUAAAAUAGACCAUGAAAUGCAUCAAAAUUAUUUCAUAAAUCUUGAUUUAUGCAUCAAAAUUAUUUAAUUACUAGCGGUCCGCCCCGGCUUCGCCCGUGGUACAUAUUAACGUUUUCUCUAC
This is a messenger RNA of Colias croceus (clouded yellow), 4119 nucleotides long. RefSeq lists its product as uncharacterized. Bases 361 to 3933 code for a protein of 1190 amino acids. The transcript is spliced from 20 exons. Lineage: Eukaryota; Metazoa; Arthropoda; Insecta; Lepidoptera; Pieridae. Gene Ontology annotation, molecular function: calcium ion binding. The record is from RefSeq and is a predicted model, not a curated record.